CUGAGGUGGCCGCCGCCAGUAGCGCGAGUCCGUGAUCGCGCGACCAAGUAUGGAGAAGAAGAUGGAGAAGAUGAUCCACAACAACAUGCAACUCCUCGGCAACCGCAUCCCGAAGGCGAAGCGCGCCCAGACGAUCCUGGACAUGGCCCGGAUCCAGCACGAGAAGAAGCGACAGCGCGUGAUAGAGGACGACGACGCCGACGACGACGACGUGCCGAUUCUGCCACCCGGCGGUCGCACGCCGACGCCAGCAGCUCACACAGCAGUCGACCGCGCCUCGCCUCUGGAAGGCUACGUUGACGCCGCCUCGACGCCGACCGCGAACAAGCCUGCGAUCCGCCCCGCAGUGAGCGUGCUUGCGCGGCUGCCGUCGCCUGCGGUCGCCCAGUCCCCGAUUCGUCCCCGCCCCCCCAUUCUCCUCCACAACCGAGCAUCAUCGACAGCGGUGACGCCACUUGCGUCACCCGCCGUUCGGUCGUCCGAAGUGACGCUGCUUCGGGUGGAACCACCGAUUGCCACUGCCGCGCUGCCGUCGCCUGCACCGUCCGCUGCGCCGCAAACAACUGUUCUCGAGCGCGUCUCGUCGCCGCCGGCCAAGAAGCCCAAGAAGGCGCUCUCUACGCUCUCGUCGAGCUUCAAGAGCAUGUGUUUCUCGACUGAAGACCCAGCGACCUCGAUCGACGUGACGCCGGAUGGCCAGUGCAUCAUCAUUGCCUUCUCCAACGGCUCUGUGCGCCUCUUUGACAUCAACAGCUCGUGCACCGAAGAGCGGUAUGGCUAUCUCCUCGGGCAUCUCGACGAAGAGCUCAACCAGCAAAUGACGCCGGCGACGGUUCGGCUCAAGGUGACGCCGGACGGGUCCUACUGCUUCGUGGGCUGUCGCGGCACGUCGCCCAAGACCGUCAUGGCCAUCCACUUGGAUCGCUUCCGGCACCACAAGAGCAGCGAAGACGAGACCAAUUUGCUCAAAUUCUUCUUCAGCGACGCCAAGUUGCGGGGCUUUGCGGAUGCGUCCGACAACACGGCCACGGACCCGCAGAAGAAAUCCUACUUUUUGCUCUUUGGCCUCGGCGUGCAAAAUUUCCGGCUCUGGAAGUUUGAGCAAGCUGAGAACAGCCGGCCCAUGUGGACGUACCUUCGCCAGUUCAACUCUGCGAGCAACACGGCCAUGCACGCGGCCUUCUUCUCAGCGUCGUCGGCUGGCCUCUCGUUCGCGGGCGUCGGCCUCGACAGCAACCUUCGCAUCUUCACGUUCACGACCGACUCGGCGCUCAUCGAGGGCGGGGAGACGAGCCAAGUCGUGGUCCCCAACACCAAGGACAUUACGUACAUCAAGGGCCAGUACGCGUACGGCUACACCAACGUCGGUGGCUUUUACCGCCACUCGCUCCUCGAGCCAUCGGCGCCGCGGCAAGAGUUUGUGCUCAACGUGGAUCUGUCCACCGGGCGGUCCCGCGGCGCGGGCAUCGUCGACCAUAUUUACGCGACCGAGAAUGGCAACCACGUCUUGGCGCUGGCCGACGGCACUGUCUACUACUGCAACCCGGCCGUGUCCAUGUCGCUGCACAUGAUUGGGUCGACGAUUGCCCCGGGAUUGGUUCAAAAGUAUGGGAUUCCCGCCGCCAUUUACGUGCCGAUGACCGCCCAGUCGAUCCAAGAACCCGUGGUGGCGGUCACAUCCAACUGCGAAGACGACCGCGACGGCUUCUUCACGGUCGACCCGGUCAAGAAGCUCGAACGCGCGCUCGAGCGCGGGAAACCGUCCAUUGGACUCACGUGCUGGGUGUGCCAAAGCCACACGUCGCUGCACUGGGGCGUCAAGAACAAGACGGUCAAGCCAGAGCCCAGCAGCAGCAGUAGUAAGGGCGGCAGUAGCAGUACCAACAACGUCACGCCACCAAAAGCACCGACACCGCGCCCGCCAAAACCCGCGUCGACGGCCCCGAGCCGCCAGGAGCUUGCGACGACCGUCUCGACGCUGACAAAAGAGCUUGCCAACGCCCAGAAGCGUGUGACGCAAGUGAAGAACGAAGCCGACCGCCGUCUCCGCGCCGAGCUCCAGCUGCGCCGGACGUGGAAGGCGCAGACGCUCGAGUACGAAGAAAAGGUCGACAAAGCGCAAACCGCGGCCGAGGUGAGCCAAGCCAAGGUGACGGCGCUGCGUCAAAAGCUCGCCGAAGUCGAAGCCAAGGUCGCGCACGAGGCGCUCCGGGCCGAACAAGAGGCGGGUGUCCGGCUGCAGUACGAGCAACUCUGCGUGCAAGUCAAGGCCAAGAUCGCGCAGGCCGAAGCGCAGCAAAAGGUGCUCGAGCAAACGACCAAGACACUCAUUUGCGAGAUUGACCGCAACGUCCAGUCGCUCAAGGCGGACACGGCCGAGACGGUCGCGGCCAUGGGCAACACCAACCACGGCCCCGAGUGCGUCAUUUGCCGCGACAAGACGGCGAACAUGGCCGUGUAUCCCUGCGGCCACCUCUGCUUUUGCCAAGAGGAUGGCGAGCGCUACCAGGCGCAUGCGAUCCACUCCAAGAACUGCCCCGUGUGUCAAGUCGAAGUCAUUUCGCUCCUCCGCGUCUACGCCCCGUAAAGCA
Saprolegnia diclina VS20 is the source of this 2591-nucleotide messenger RNA. RefSeq lists its product as hypothetical. Gene Ontology annotation, molecular function: ubiquitin protein ligase activity; protein binding. The record is from RefSeq and is a predicted model, not a curated record. Bases 50 to 2587 code for a protein of 845 amino acids. Gene Ontology annotation, biological process: ubiquitin-dependent protein catabolic process; protein ubiquitination. The transcript has 13 exons. NCBI's taxonomy places the organism in Eukaryota, Oomycota, Saprolegniomycetes, Saprolegniales, Saprolegniaceae.